Betta splendens (Siamese fighting fish) is the source of this 6028-nucleotide messenger RNA. Its product is annotated as cysteine-rich venom protein. Gene Ontology annotation, cellular component: extracellular region. NCBI's taxonomy places the organism in Eukaryota, Metazoa, Chordata, Actinopteri, Anabantiformes, Osphronemidae. The transcript has 8 exons. The record is from RefSeq and is a predicted model, not a curated record. The coding region runs from base 4813 to 5508 and encodes 231 amino acids.
GAGAGAGGAGGAAGGGGAGUGGGUGUUGUUUAGGAAGUGAAGUAGUGAAGGAGGAAUCAAUAGGUUGGAAAGAAAGGGAAAGACUCUGCCACAUAUUCAAUACACAUAAAUAGUGUGCGCUCAUAUCGUCAGCGCUCAAAGCUCUGUGGACUUACUCUUACCCUGAUUUAAGAUCCUUUGGGAGCCGCUUUAAUGUCUUGCUGUUUGAUUUUCCAGCCCACGGUCUUGAUUUAAAAAGACAUACAUUUGCUUUGUUUUCACACCGUGGCCAGUGAUUCUACACAGAACAAGUCAUAAACUGAGCAAUGCGUCAGAUUCAUGCUGACAUUCGCUGUUUCAAGCUUUGAUUUCUCUUUGUGCCUUGAUUGUCCUACAUUCGCUUGUUCCCUCCUUCUGAGGAAAGACACGGGUCUGCUGCUUUAGCCAAGCGGUGGGAGGGUCACCAAUCCUGAAUAGGUUGUGAGUGAGCGGUGUAGACUUGGACUCAUUGUGGCAGCUGCUCCUCUUUGCUUUAACAAACACUAUGCAGGAUGUGAAUGUCAGCAAAGAGCAGCCUUCGUUCAGUGGUGAAAUGCAAAUUAAAAUCUCUCUCUAACUUAAAAGCCCAGUUAUUAAUAAGUCGUAGGACGACUUGCCUUUUUUGAUCAGCUGCCAUAAUUACUAGUGAGAGCUUCACAUACAGUGAUUAGACUGACUGGUCCCACAUAAUGGGAUCGUGACAUUGGGCUCUCCUCAAAGUCAUUCUCAGCCCAGCGUUGCUGCUUUCACUGUGUUGCUACAAGGAUCUGACUCCAGGCUGCAAAUUAAUGAUAUGUCUCUUUAAAGAUGGAGAUUUCUGCCUCUGUUUGCUGUCACAUCAGGAGCCUCAUUAGACUUUAAUCACCCUUUCUGAGAGGAAACAGCCGACCCACAUACACAUAUGUGGGCACUGAGUCUGAUUUUGGAAGGGCGUUUAUCCAGCAUUAGACCACCUUCGCAGGGGAAAUGGGCCAUUCUGGGAAAUCAGAUAUUAGAAAACCCAUGGAGAGACCUGACACAGGAAAUAAAGGACAAAAGAAAGCACAUUUGUUCACAUUGGCUGGACGGAUGGCUGCUUCCCCGGCUUUUUAAACCAAAUGUAAUCAAAUGGAUGCCAUAAAACCGGAGCCAUCCCUGGUGCUGAGGCUUGAAUGACACUAAUGAUCACCCACUGUGUAAUUGCCAACAUGUUUUAGCUUUGGUGGCUACAAACACGCCAGCGAGCGGGAAGCGUAAAUGGUGGGCGCGAUGACAUUUACGUGUGUUGUCAAUGCUACACUUCAGUGGGUUUAUUGUUUAGGAACAAGUCACACAAAACUCUGCAGCCACAAAGGGUUGAAGCCCGUCUCCCACUGGAGACCGUGGGGCCACUGGAACAGCACAAAUGCAUACUGUAUGAGACCAGUUACUGCGAUGGGCACCCAAGCGUUGUGUUUGUGGAGGCAUCAGUCCUACGUGAGUGAGACGAUUCAGGCCGACGGCGACCGAACGAGACGACCGCUGACGGAACACGCGGGCGGCGGUUUGUGAGUCAAAUAAUAAGAUCGGUCGAUCGAUAAGAUUCAGUCGCUGAGUAAUUAUAUUCAAGGCUUCAUGCAAACGGUCUCUGAACCCCCACGUCCUCACAGCUUCUGUCGAUAAAGAGGUGACAGUGCCCCCAAGUGGCCGGUGUGGGAAGUGACUCAGAUUCUAAAUGCAAUGAAGAUUUUUCUUUUAUGACGCCAGAAAAAGGAUUCAGUGCAUGGAUUUUUAUUGUAUUUGCUUCUAUGUUUGCAUCUUUUGCUCUUUAUGUAUAGACGUGGUGACUGUAAAGAUUUAACUGAUGUGUCAAACAGUUCACAGUUUUGCUUUUAUGUGACGGAAGUUCAAAACUAGAAAGGCUAAUUUUACUUUUACUACAGUUUAACAUCUUUUUCAUUAUUGACUCACGCUUUAAUUGCUGUGUGCGCGCUGCGUCCGUGUGCUUCCUUUAUUACAGUGAUUAAGUACCUGAGUUCAGCAGCUGGGGUGAACAAGAAAGGAUUUCUAACAAAAGACUUGGAGUUCUGUGGCAUAAUUUCUGUGUUGCCGCUGCAUUCGGCAGAAGUGUCCGUCAGUGGCUGAGCGCUGUAACAGCGACCAUUACUUUAAAACGUAUGCCUUCAUCUUUACCCUGUGUGGGAGGGAGAAGGCUAUAGAGUAGAGUACAGUAUGUGGAUGUACACAACGCCAUGUGCAAACAGCUUCACACACACAUCCAUCAUCGUACAUCAUGCUGCUACUGACACUACAGCAAACUCACUCGUUCGCAUUGAUAGGUUACAGUUGGCGCUUGGUUCACACACGACGCAGCUUUGUUAAUGUGUAAGAUAACAAUGUCUAAUGCAUCACAUCACCAGGGGUAUGAAAAACCUGAUAUCUUGCGCGGGGUUGUCAUUAAAGGAUAAACGGAUGUUUGUUCAAAGUUAUUAACCAAGUAGGAGGUGUAAAUGCGUGGCGCUGUUGGAUCGGACUUAACUAAUAGGUCCAAGGUGCAGAUGCUUCUCUAAAGUGGCUUUGAGGUGAAUCAGAGGAAAAACCUUGCCACGCAAACACAUAUUACAGUUCAUGAAAAGUAGGUCAAGUGUGCACUACUGUAUGACACAGGCCAAAGCAUUCACUGUGAUGCUGCGUAACUUCACAUGGACUUUUUCCUUUUUUAUAUUGGCAUUUGUUUGCAGGUUCUUUUUGAAGUUAGUCACAGCUUCCUUGUCGUUUUUAUCUGUUACUCAUAUUAUUCAUAUUCACCUAUUCAUUGCUCAGGUCGCUCUUUCAAACGUGAAAGAUUAAAGCCAGUGUUUUGAUGCAACCUUUAUCUCUGUGGUUCUGUUCCCUUGUUUAGAUUGAAGCUGUAGAGGACCUGCUUGAGGACUCACAACUACUCUUAAAUUUAAUUGGAACCAAGUAAAUGAGACUGGAGUUUUUUGAAACGUAACAAAAUCAUUAUGACAUUAUUUUGGACACUUAAUGCAUAAUAGUACAAACAACAUUCAAAACAUUUAGAGCAGAAAACAGGAGUUGAUGAGACGUAUUAUUAUAUAUUAUAUAUAAUAGUAUAUUGUACAAGGUUUCCAGCCACAGAAGGUGUUCACCCCGUGCGUUAGAAGCGACGCAGCAGAGGAGGAACCGCCUUGGCUUUGACUGACAGGCGCCUGAAGUGCUCUUCACCGGCGCUAACGUUGCUGCUUCUCUGCCCACGUGGCUCAUUUACUCUUUGUCUCUAUGUAAGAAAGAUAUGCGCUUAUAUGUUCCACGCAGACCUGAGGCUAUACGAUCCCUGGCUGUAUAAAUCAAAGUCAGGAUACGGAUAGACGUGUUUGUGGGCAGGCGUGGCCUCAGGUCAGUCAUGGAUGUCAGCUGAACAAAACAAGCCUUAAUGAUGGGCAGCGUCACAAGGCAGCAGAUCUCCACGUCUCAUAGGCUCCCACACGUUUGCUCAGUAAGAAAGAGGCUCGAAACACUAAACUGGGUAUUUGAGUUUCAGUUAUAUAACUGGCAAACACACAACCGGGAAAACUGGGUUUCAAUGAUAUUCAACAGGUUCGUGCUUUCUCUCCUGUACGCGUUGUGGGACGCACUGUAUAUUUAGGAAAAACAAAAGGAAGGUUAUGCUUUCCAUAUUAUCAAACUAUAGGUACAAUACGGAGCAAACGCUGUAUUUGUCCAUGUCACAUAAAGUAAGUCCAGUUCUCACUUUUGUGAAGUGUUUGGGUUUUGUCUGUUCCUGCUAAAAGUAUUUAUCUGUAUCGGGUAAUGUUAAAUAAGGAUUUAAAACAUUUUUACAAAGCAUUAUUAAAAAAAACGUUUUGCAUGUGUAUUUAGUCAGCAUUAAUUGGAUCCUACUUCUAAUGAUGACCAAGCACAACAUCCAUAAAAGCCACGUACGGCCGGGCUUUGUUUUUCUCUUGGUUCCAUGAAGCGCCGACGCACCCAUCGCUUCUUCAGCCAACUUAAGCUGCAUCGCUUUAAUCCACAAACAUACAGUACUAAACAGUUUCAUAUUGUAAUCUCCCUCCUUUACUUUUAUUUACCCAUGCUUCUGGCACCUCCCCAUUUUGUUCUGUGUAAACUUGUGUCAAUACAUCCAGUACUCACUACACCCUAUAGCUUAACAGUUCCUUGUUCGCUCCUUGUCACUUGGGCUCUACAGAAGAGAAAUUGCCCACUGUGCCAUGUGACUGCUUUUAGCUCAGGACCCAUUGUGUUCUGGAUCACAAACAACUGCACUGGGAUGUUCCUUAUGAGAGAGCUGGACCUAUAAAAGGAAGAGCAGGGAGGGGGCGGCGCACCUGAACCUCCCGAGGACCUGGGAGCAGCGAGUUGCUGACAUGUUUGGAUUUCUGAUUUUCAUCUUGACAGUGCAUCGAGUGCACUCUGAGUGUAAUGUGGUGAGUAGGUUUAAAACAAGCUUAAAGCAAAGGACUCUCAGACGUCUUAUGUGUGUGGAGCUUUAAAGGACUAAUAUUGCACUAAUUUUGCCCUCAGCUUUGUCAGAUUUCCUAAAUCUUAGUUUUAUUUGCAACACAUACGACCGACUAUUAUUAGGAUACAUUGUCCUGGAAAACUUAAACUAAACUAAAAAAAAUUCUAUGGGUCAUGAGGAACCAGGAAUUUAAAAACUAGACAAGGUGAUGUUUAGUACACAUAAUAAUGAGUAUGAAAUCUAUCCUGCUGUAACUACUGAUGAGAACCUAACAUGCAUUUCCUCUCUUCAAAUGUACCCUGCUGCAUGCCCAUGUCCACAGCCAGGUAAGCGCCACAGGUUAAAGCUAAUGGAUGUGUUUAACGGCAUCAGCUCACGGCGAUUCCAAAACGUCUGCUGGACUUUGUACACGAAACGCAACGAUCCAGGCUGAGAUCUGUGACACUCACAACGCCAUGAGGAGAGCAGUUCAGCCGCCUGCUGCCGAUAUGGUUGAAAUGAGUUACAGUGAGGAUUUGGCAACUUCUGCUCAGGCCUGGAUUGACAACUGCUCUCUGUCUCAUGGACCUCCCAGUACUCGCAUGAUCAAUGGUUAUGAACUGGGUGAGAAUCUGUUCUAUUCAUCAUCACCUUGCGCGUGGAAGGACGUCAUCAACGCCUGGCACAGUGAGGUGGAACGCUACACGUAUCCCAAUGGAUCCACUGACGGCCGGAGCAUUGGCCACUACACACAGGUGGUGUGGAACACCUCCUACAAAGUUGGCUGUGGAAUGACCCGCUGCCCUGACGGAAUUUAUUACUACGGCUGCCGCUAUUAUCGAGCAGGGAACUUUAGGGGAUGGCCACCUUACAAGGCCGGAUCCACAUGCGCUUCCUGUCCUGAUGCCUGUGUAAACAACCUGUGCACUAACCCCUGUCCAUACAUAGACCACUUCUUAAACUGUCCAGAAAUGGCAAUCUCAACCGGGUGCAAUAAUCUUUGGGUUGGUACAUUUUGCAUUGCUUCAUGCCAAUGCGCAGGAAAAAUUAUUCCAAUAGGCAAAAGAUAAACAGUCUGUAUGCUGCUGUUGAAUCAAAACGCUUCGGACCAUUGUUACCAGUUUGGGCAAAUAUUUCAUGUGCUAAACAAAUAGGAAAAUGUGGCUAAAAGUAACUGCUGGUUAAACACAGCUUUGUAACGGCUGGUUUCAGAUGAUGGAUAAUGAGGUUUGUCUGUUACUCUAUGUUCCACAGAAGCUUUGUGUCGUGUAUCGUUUCCAGUUUGCGGUGAUUAGAGCUCACAUUAAACCUGUGUAUGGUAUAAUCAUUUUAUUCAAUAAUUUGAUUUUUUUCCUUCUUUAUAGCUUUGUCUUUUAUUAAAACUCUGUCUUUAACCCACUGGCCACUUUAUAAGGUCCACCUUCGUAAGCUAACGCAAUCCAAUAAAGCAGCAGACAAGUAGUUGAUAAGUUGAAACAGUCAAAUCAUGUCCAUUCAUCUGAGUACAAAAUGUUUUAAAGCACUGCUCAAAAUUCCCAAGGGCAGCGCAACCCUGUGACAUGUUAAACACAGAUAUACUAAUAAAAAAGG